CCUUCAUACACUCUAGUUUAGAUUUAAUAUGCGGAUCAAUUAUCCCGUUUAUGUGUUUUUGGCGUUUGAACCUUGUCUGUAAAGUGACGCACAAUGCUUUAAUGAAGCUAAUAUUAGCCUCGAUGCUACAAUUCAAACAACCAUCUAGAUUCACCUAAAGAUACCGGUGGUCAUUGAGACAAUGUCUGACAGUGAUGGUCCACCACACGAGCCUGCUGGACUGGACGGUCUGCCGCCACUGUUACUUAUAUGCAAGGGAGAGGUGGUCUCUGUGCAGACCUAUGGAGCUUUUGUCCGCCUUCCAGGAUACAAGAAGGAAGGCCUGGUACAUGUGAGUGAGAUGUCAGCCUCACGGGUUGAGAAUGCCUCAGAGAUUGUCGACGUGGGGGAACAGGUGUGGAUUAAAGUCAUUGGGAGAGAGAUUCAAGGAGAAAAGAUAAAGCUGUCCUUCUCAAUGAAAGCUGUCAAUCAGGGAACAGGGCGGGACUUGGACCCCAACAACGUUAAUGCAGAGCAGGAUGCGAGGCGACGAAGGAAUUUUAGGGAUCACACAGGCAACAGGAUCACACUGGACGCUGUACUCAACACAACAUGCGCAAAGUGCGGCUGCAGGGGUCACUUUACAAAGGACUGUUUCUCUGCUCCGGGCUUGCAGUACGCUCUUCUGCCAGAAGAAGACAAUGAAGAGCCACGGCAACAGCAGGCACCAUCAGUCGCACAACAGCUAGACUCAGAGAAAAAGAAAAAGAAAAAGAAGGAGAAGAAAAUGAAGAAAAAGAGGAAGAGGGAGAAAAAGGAUUCGGCGAGCGACAGCAGCAGCAGCAGCGACGAGUGCAAAUCCAAGAAGAGGCGCCGCGACCACACUCACGACAGUGAGGACAAAAAGAAGAAGAAACACAAGAAACACAAAUCUCACAGACACAGCUGAGAUAGCCACACAACCAACCAACCCCACAUCUGUAGUUACACACACAGUGCAGCUAUCAGACAGAAACAAGAGGAAGUGGUUGGCAACAGAUGGACUUCUAGUUGUGCAUCUUUUAAUACAUGCUCCAUCAAUCAUCUCAUUAUAGAAACGUUCAUUCAUUUAAGUAUAAUUAAAAAUACAUCAAGUCAACUUUUAAAAAAGGGAAAAUAGUCCAAAAGUGAUGUAAAACAAAUUAGGAGACACUUGCCCUGAAAUAACCGUUAGCUCUCUCACAGAAGAAGGAGUCUACACAUGAUCAUACGUAACCAGAGAGGUGUAAGCUAUAUAGCAGCAAGCAGCUAUCCCUCCUGAGAUCCACAUAUUGUUUACAGCUAUCCAGUUUCUUUAGUUAAGCAGACGUGAGGACAGUAAAGCUGACUCUGGGGGGCUCAGACAUGAAAUCCUUGAAAUAUUGAAUGAAGAAAAAGCCACACACACACACACACAAAUAGGAAAUAGUAAAGACACAAACAGGAAGUGUAAUGCCGCACACAUAAGCGUGACGGGAAGCUCAAGCUAUGGUGAUAUCCUGAAGUUCUCUACCGCUUAUUGUGCUUUUCAGUGUACAUACAUGUGUGUGUUUGUGUUUUUUACCUCCAGGGUCUACUCACAGCACACACACACACACACCUCUUCCUGCAUGUCAACUGUUAAUUUCAUUAAAGCAUGUUUAUAUUUGUAAAGGUUAAAAAAAAAACGCCUCUUGAUGUCUUUGUUCCUGGACCUUGAACUCUUUCUGUAACAGUCAGCCCCUGGGGGAUCAUGAAACACACACACACACACACGUACAUCAAAAAUUCUCAGGUGGGGGUCUGCUCCACCACAAGGUCAUAUUAAGUUAAUGUUUUCAAGUGAGGAAGGUGUCUCGUGGCAGGGUUAUGUCCCACAAGGUCCAAAAGCAUGUUUUUCUUUUUUAAAAGAUAAGCCCUCGUCAAUGUCAGACAAGAUAAGGUGACGUGAGAGAAUCGACAUCUUGUUUCUUAUGUUUCAACCUAGUUUCUAAGCAUCUACUUGCUGGAUUGUGCAGAAAUGUUUUCCAGCUGUAGCGGUUUGGCAUGAAUUCAGUGCAUUCCCCUGGCAGUGACUCUUCUUCUUUGGUCAGUGUCAGGACUCGUUUGCAUUUUUCUUCAAUUGGUAAUUUCUCUUAAUAAAAAAAAAAAGAAGUUGCAAACAGUAAAUGUACAAGAUGAGUUUAAUAUGGCCUGUUGAACAUUCAGCGUGACCCUGAAGCUUGCAAUUAUGUGAACAUAACUGCAGAACAGAAAAAAGUUAAAAUGAGAUCUACUUGUUCAGCUUAUAUUACAAUGUUUUACUGUAUAUCCUUGAAAAAUGUGAACUUUCUGCUGCCAUAAUUUAUCAAUUUUUAUAGAUUGUGUUGGAAGGAUUUGGAGUUGGAAAAAAACCUGAAGAUGGUUUGAUCUUUUGUGAAGUAUGUUUAUUGGCCUCCAGGCUGUGAGUUUGCUUUGUUGAUGAAGCAAUACCAGUCUGUAUUUGUCUGUUAAUUAUGAGACUACAGCCAGAGGCCACUUAGCUUAGUUUAGCAUAAUGACUGUAAACACAAAAUAGCUAGUAGCACCUCUAAAGCUCACACAUUAAGAUGUUGCAUCAUGUUUGUUUGAUGCAAGAUAUUGCCACAGCACGAGUAAGCAAGUUUCUCAAGACAAUCAAACAAUUUAUUUUACAGAGUAGAGAGUUGAUUUCAAAAAUUUGGGUUAAACGUUUGAAAUACAUCACAUUGCGUAAGGAAGGCUAAUACUUGUUCCCACACACAUUGUAUUUGGAGUUUUACCUUUUUAAACAUUUCACGAUUUGAUGAUUUUGUUUAAUAAAGUUUGGCCCCAAAAGAUCCAUUUUCUAUUUUCUUUCCAAAACUUUCCACUAAAUCUCAUAAACUUCUGCAAAUUCCAUCUGCUGAUAAAGACUGUGACAUGUAGUUGAAACCUCUCGAAAAAGCUAGUAAGUGUCCCUUGACUUUUACCGUUUAGACUUAAAAAUGUCUAGAAAUAACUUUCAAAUUAAAUAAAAAUAAUAUUAAAGGUG
Messenger RNA from Scomber scombrus (Atlantic mackerel), 3007 nucleotides. RefSeq names its product zinc finger, CCHC domain containing 17 (gene zcchc17). Gene Ontology annotation, biological process: RNA stabilization. Bases 182 to 928 code for a protein of 248 amino acids. Lineage: Eukaryota; Metazoa; Chordata; Actinopteri; Scombriformes; Scombridae. Gene Ontology annotation, molecular function: RNA binding; zinc ion binding. The transcript has 7 exons. The record is from RefSeq and is a predicted model, not a curated record.